Messenger RNA from Neogale vison (American mink), 1255 nucleotides. Its product is annotated as heterogeneous nuclear ribonucleoprotein A3-like. Gene Ontology annotation, molecular function: RNA binding. Bases 34 to 1104 code for a protein of 356 amino acids. The record is from RefSeq and is a predicted model, not a curated record. The transcript has a single exon. NCBI's taxonomy places the organism in Eukaryota, Metazoa, Chordata, Mammalia, Carnivora, Mustelidae.
ACUCGAGUUGGAAGAGGCGAGUCCGGUCUCAAAAUGGAGGGCCAUGAUCCAAAGGAACCAAAGCAGUUGAGAAAACUGUUUAUUGGUGGUUUGAGCUUUGAAACUACAGAUGAUAGUUUAAGAGAACAUUUUGAAAAAUGGGGUACACUUACAGAUUGUGUGGUGAUGAGAGACCCCCAAACAAAACGUUCCAGGGGUUUUGGUUUUGUGACUUACUCUUGUGUUGAAGAGGUGGAUGCAGCAAUGUGUGCCCGACCACACAAGGUGGAUGGGCGUGUAGUGGAACCAAAGAGAGCUGUUUCUAGAGAGGAUUCUGUAAAGCCUGGUGCCCAUCUAACAGUGAAGAAAAUUUUUGUUGGUGGUAUUAAAGAAGAUACAGAAGAGUAUAAUUUGAGAGACUACUUUGAAAAGUAUGGCAAGAUUGAAACCAUAGAAGUUAUGGAAGACAGGCAGAGUGGAAAAAAGAGAGGAUUUGCUUUGGUAACUUUUGUUGAUCAUGAUACAGUUGAUAAAAUUGUUGUUCAGAAAUACCACACUAUUAAUGGGCGUAACUGUGAAGUGAAAAAGGCCCUUUCUAAACAAGAAAUGCAGUCUGCUGGAUCACAGAGAGGUCGUGGAGGUGGAUCUGGCAACUUCAUGUGUCGUGGAGGGAACUUUGGCCGUGGUGGAAACUUUGGCCGUGGUGGAAACUUUGGUGGAAGAGGAGGCUAUGGUGGUGGUGGUGGCGGCAGCAGAGGUAGUUAUGGAGGAGGUGAUGGUGGAUAUAAUGGAUCUGGAGGUGAUGGUAGCAACUAUGGUGGUGGUCCUGGUUACAGUAGUAGAGGAGGCUAUGGUGCUGGUGGACCAGGAUAUGGAAACCAAGGAGGUGGGUAUGGAGGGGGCGGGGGAGGAUAUGGUGGUUACCAUGAAGGAGGAAAUUUUGGAGGCGGGGACUAUGGUGGUGGUGGGAACUAUAAUGAUUUUGGAAAUGAUAGUGGACAACAGCAAUCAAAUUAUGGACCCAUGCAGGGGGGCAGUUUUGGUGGAAGAAGCUCGGGCAGUCCCUAUGGUGGUGGUUAUGGCUCUGGUGGUGGAAGUGGUGGAUAUGGUAGCAGAAGGUUCUAAAAAAUUUUCAGAAGAAAAGGGCUACAGUUCUUAGCAGGAGAGAGGAGCGAGGAGUUGUCAGGAAAGCUGCAGGUUACUUUGAGACAGUCGUCCCAAAUGCAUUAGAGGAACUGUAAAAGUCUGCCACAGAAGGAAUGAUGAUCCAUAGUCA